CAGCCUCCUCACACUCUCACACAGAUCAAACGAAACUGUGAGAGUCAUGUCAACUAUUGACUGUAACUGAGUAGAGUCUCUUCUAUCACAACAUAGGAGUCUAGCUGAGCUAUCCCGUACGCCAGAAGUGUGUGGACAAUAUCUACAGUAUGAUGCUGAUUAUCUAAGGAUCAGAGAAUUUAUAUAUUGGACAUGGAUUGGACCUUCUGGAUUUCCAUUCUUGCCCUCCUGAUCACCUCAGACUAUGUGUCAGGUGAAGACCUACUGAAGCCAGUCAAUCUGACGGUGGACAUAUGGGACGGGGAGGCGACGUUGCUUUGGGACUCCCCUGAAGGGGCCCCGCCACUGGCUCAGUACCAGGUGCAGAUGUCCAGGUAUGUCAAUACUAAUUGGGCCAAUGUGACCAGAUGUGACAGGACCCAGCUGACAUAUUGUGACCUGUCCUACCUUAUCGGUGACUUCUUCAUGCUCUACAAGGUCCGGGUUCGACUGGUCACUGAGAACAGCAUCUCUGCAUGGUCACGGAAGACGUUUAACCCCAGAACAAGUAAACUGCAGCAUCCCUCCAGUACGCUGUUGGCCACCUCCAGUUCAGUAACAGUCAGAGUUCACAGGAAGCCAUUACUAAAAAAGAUCUUCCCAUUUGGCCUGACUUAUACUAUCUACCUACGGGAUGGAGGGCAGGACAACAAGACCGUUGCCAUUCAAUUGAAGGAUGACGACGACGAGGAUAAUUCGGAAGUUCGGUUUACGUCUCUUCAUUGGGGACGGGAGUACUGUGUCAGCCUCAAAGUGGCAGGCAACGGAGGAGAAUUCACCAGUGAGGUCUCCCCUGAACAGUGCCUCCUGCUGCCAGAGCAAGAGUGGUAUAUCCUUGCUGUGGUGUCCUUCUCCAUCCUAAGCGUGAUGGGGGUCCUGGUCAUGCUUGCCCUUUGCUUCUUCCUGAGGCGUCCUGAGAAAGUGCCUGUUGCACUGAAAUCCACAGGCAGUGGCUGGCAGCCUCUCUGUGUGGGAGAUGUCCCAGUGGAGAUCGUCACAGACAAAGGCUGGUUCAUGAGCACCGCCAGAACUGAUGCCAUGGUCUGGUUUGCCGAUGAAAGGACUUCUCUAGCAGGCAAGGGAGAGCAGGAAGAAGGAGAGGACAGACGGACGAGUCUGGACAGUGGGGCUUGCACUAAAUCACACAUUUCCGGGAAUGGAAACGGAAGAAGUCCGGAAAAGCAAGAAGACAGUGGCUGUGGAAGCCUGGGAGCACCAGAGAGUGCCGUCAGCAGCAGGAGUGGAACUGGAGAGCCCCCCCUACUGGAUAGGAGGAUAAACAUAGACAUCAGCCUGAAAGAGGACAGUGGGGUGGGGCUGGGCUGCCAGUUAGGGUGUGCUGGGAGUCUACAGGGGGACGACUGUGGAAUCUUGCCUGAGAUGGUAAUGGUCACAGGGGAUGGCUACCGGAGCCAGAGUCCCUCUUCGGUGGACGCCCAUUUUACUGAGACAGAGCAGAGUCUUCAACAAAUCUCAUGCGAAACAGUUAUGGCUGAUCCUGUUGUGGGAUACAGGUCAGGUCACAUGGCAUGUGUUUGUUUGGGGGCAAGCCAAUGUGUUUGGUGCCAGACAAGAAGACACUAUGAGGUGAGUUUCGACGGACAGUCUGUAGCCCUGUUUAGUUUGACAGAGGAGCAACUAAACUUGGGCAGUCUCACAGGUGACAUAUGUGAGAUGAAGUCGACAUGCUCCAGCUAUAAAAAGCACAAUCUCCACAUAGAAACGGUGGUAAACUUGGAGGACUCAGUGACCUUUUCCUACCUGCCUACAUGCAUCGGUGAAUCCUUUCCACUCCUGACGGCUUUAUCAGAGAUGCCCCUAGUGGAGGGAGGACUGAACUGCAGUGUGAACACUAUGCUUCCUUCUCUGGGUGAUUUGGAAGUGACAUUUGGUUGACAUGGUCCACAAACUGAGGACACUGUGUGAAUAACAGAAGGGUUUGUUUAACAAUGCAGAUUGUGGCGAGUCAUGCGAUAUGUCCACAAACCCUUUGUACGCCAUUUCAAGUAAACAGUCCUUCCUAACUGAAAAAAAAUCAGCAACCAUCAUUCUAAUUGUAGCUAUUUAAGUACUUUUUUUGGAGCCUUUUGUGAAUAAAUGACCAUGUUUCUUCA
Salvelinus fontinalis (brook trout) is the source of this 2153-nucleotide messenger RNA. RefSeq lists its product as uncharacterized. The transcript has 7 exons. The record is from RefSeq and is a predicted model, not a curated record. Lineage: Eukaryota; Metazoa; Chordata; Actinopteri; Salmoniformes; Salmonidae. Gene Ontology annotation, molecular function: protein binding. Bases 193 to 1935 code for a protein of 580 amino acids.